AUGGUGUGUUUUUGCUUUAUGGUGGAUCAGAAAAGAAUAAUGAAAAAUAGUAAACCAAUAGCUAGUUCUUGUUCAAGAUGCAGCUGCAGUGCCCACGUGGCAGACAUGUGUACACUUACAAGAUUUUGUUAUAUCCCUUUUUAUUGGAAAUCUUGGAAGGCUAUUGUUUGUUGUUUCUGUGGUGCAAUUCUCAAGUCUUAUACAUAA
Solanum dulcamara is the source of this 207-nucleotide messenger RNA. RefSeq lists its product as uncharacterized. Bases 1 to 207 code for a protein of 68 amino acids. The transcript has a single exon. Lineage: Eukaryota; Viridiplantae; Streptophyta; Magnoliopsida; Solanales; Solanaceae. The record is from RefSeq and is a predicted model, not a curated record.